Molecule: messenger RNA, 7071 nt
Organism: Corapipo altera (White-ruffed manakin)
Lineage: Eukaryota; Metazoa; Chordata; Aves; Passeriformes; Pipridae
Gene: PPP1R9A
Product: protein phosphatase 1 regulatory subunit 9A
Exons: 20
Coding region: 322-4356 (1344 amino acids)
Biological process (GO): actin filament organization; neuron projection development; calcium-mediated signaling
Cellular component (GO): actin cytoskeleton; cytoplasm; postsynaptic density
Molecular function (GO): actin filament binding
Source: RefSeq, a predicted model, not a curated record
UGUCAGGCGGGCGGCGGCAGCGGCCGCUCUGCGCAGAGGAGGCGCGGGGGCAGCGCUGAGCCGGGCGGUCGGGGGAGCCCGUCGCGGCUGUGGGCUGGGUUGAAUCAGCCCUUGUUCUUGAGUCCUUGGUCGUGCUGCUUUGUCGGAAUUGACUGCAUGUGUUUAGAUAUUUGCCUCCAGAUCUUCUGUCGAGGAUGUUCCUGCUGAAGAGCAGUGGCCUCUGAGGAAAAACACUCCUCAAGCAGAAUCUCAGCUGUGACAAACUACUGAGAGUGGUGCCAGAGAAACUAUGCAAGCAGGUUUUGUGGUCCUGGAGUAAACAUGAUGAAAACAGAGUCUUCAGGAGAAAGAUCAACCCUCCGAAGUGCCUCUCCUCACAGAAAUGCUUACAGAACUGAGUUCCAGGCGCUGAAAAGCACCUUUGACAAACCGAAAUCAGAUGGAGACCAAAAAGCGAAAGAGGAAGGAGAGGCCUCGCAGAGCAGGGGAAGGAAAUAUGGCUCAAAUGUCAAUCGGAUCAAGAACUUAUUUAUGCAGAUGGGCAUGGAGCCCACUGAAAGUGCUGGAGUUGCCCCUAAAACCAGGGGGAAGGGUGGCCCUACAUCACCUCAAAGACGAAUUAGGCCUAAAGAAUUUGUAGAAAAAGCAGAUGGUUCAAUUGUAAAAUUGGAAUCAUCUGUUUCAGAAAGGAUUAGUAGAUUUGAUACUAUCCAUGAUGGUCCUUCCUAUUCCAAGUUUACUGAAACUCGAAAGAUGUUUGAGCGAAAUGCUCAUGAAAUGGGACACUCAAAUCGCUAUUCCCCAAAGAAAGAGAAAAUCAUUUCCAACGAGCUUCCGGAUGAGUGGUGUAGCUCCAAGUCUCACAGAGGCAGCACUGAUUCACUGGACAGUCUUAGCCCAAGAACAGAGACCGUCUCUCCAACUGUGAGUCAGCUCAGCGCGGUUUUUGAAAACACCGACUCACACAAUGCAAUCGUUGUAGAAAAGUCAGAAAACAACGAAGAGUACUCUGUAACUGGUCACUAUCCACUAAACCUCUCAUCUAGUGUCACAAGUAUCUCCUCCCCAGUUGCAAACCUUGAGGGUUUCAGUCCUUUGAAAGAGGCUAGCACAUGGUCUCCCCCAGCCAAACAAAGUACAGGCGUGAUGUCUGCUGAGAAUUCUCAGCAAACUAACACACCUUCAACACCAAGACAGAAAGUGUCUACAGGCAUUUCAGCAGGUUCAAAAACAACUGAAGAAAUAAAGAAGAGGACAGAGGCAAGUGCUGAUUCUGUUGGGAGCUCUGCAACAGGUCAACAGGAUUUGGCCAGCGUGCUUGACAGUGAAAGACCUGUGGACCGCUGUUCUAGGAGUAAGUCAAAAACAGAGGCAGGAGUUUUGGUGCAACAAAAGGAACAGUCAGAAAAUACAGAAGGUAUCUUUGAUCGACCUGAAGCUGCAGAAUUAACCAGAAAUGUUGCUUCAGGUGGUGAUUUUGCCACGGAUGCGGUUUCAGAUACUACUGAGUCCCAUUAUGAUGAGACAAAUGAAAAAGAUGUGAAUGAAGAUGUGAUUAAUUUUCAGAGUUCCCACGUGUACAUGCACUCUGACUAUAAUGUGUAUCGGGUACGAUCCAGAUAUAAUUCUGACUGGGGAGAGACAGGUACAGAACAGGAUGAUUUAGAUGACAGUGAUGAAAAUAAUUGUUAUGAACCUGAUAUGGAAUAUUCUGAAAUUAAUGGACUGCCAGAUGAAGACGAAAUCCCAGCCAACAGAAAAAUACAGUUUAGCCGGGCUCCAAUUAAGGUUUUCAAUACAUACUCUAAUGAAGAUUAUGACAGGAGAAAUGAUGAAGUUGACCCAGUUGCUGCGUCUGCUGAAUAUGAACUCGAGAAGCGUGUGGAAAAGCUGGAGCUCUUCCCAGUCGAACUAGAAAAAGAUGAAGAUGGGCUUGGCAUAAGCAUUAUUGGAAUGGGAGUUGGAGCAGAUGCAGGUCUUGAAAAACUGGGAAUAUUUGUCAAAACAGUAACAGAAGGUGGGACAGCAGAAAGAGAUGGCAGGAUCCAAGUGAAUGACCAAAUUGUGGAAGUUGAUGGCAUCAGUCUGGUUGGUGUUACUCAAAAUUUUGCUGCAACUGUUCUUAGAAACACCAAAGAGAAAGUCAGGUUUGUAAUUGGACGAGAAAAACCGGGACAAGUGAGUGAGGUUGCGCAGCUGAUUAGCCAAACUCUAGAACAAGAACGCCGCCAGAGAGAGCUGCUGGAGCAGCAUUAUGCACAGUAUGAUGCAGAUGAUGAUGAGACAGGGGAAUAUGCUACAGAUGAAGAAGAUGAAGACAUGGGACCUGUCCUUCCAGGAGGUGACAUGGCUAUUGAAGUGUUCGAUCUCCCUGAAAAUGAUGAAAUGUUCUCCCCUAGUGAUGUGGACACCAGCAAACUUGCUCAUAAAUUCAAAGAGUUGCAAAUCAAACAUGCAGUUACAGAAGCUGAAAUUCAGAAGCUGAAGACAAAGCUGCAGGCUGCUGAGAAUGAGAAGGUGAGGUGGGAAUUGGAGAAGACCCAACUCCAGCAGAACAUUGAGGAGAAUAAGGAAAGGAUGAUGAAAUUAGAGAGUUACUGGAUUGAGGCACAAACCCUCUGUCACACGGUGAAUGAACAUCUCAAGGAGACGCAAAGCCAGUAUCAGGCUCUGGAGAAGAAAUAUAACAAGGCAAAGAAAUUAAUCAAGGAUUUUCAGCAAAAAGAACUUGACUUCAUCAAACGCCAGGAAGCUGAACGAAAGAAAAUAGAAGAUUUGGAGAAAGCACACCUUGCAGAGGUUCAAGGCUUACAAGCUCGUAUACAAGACUUGGAAGCAGAAGUUUUCAGGCUAAUGAAGCAAAAUGGGAGCCAGGUUAACAAUAACAACAACAUUUUUGAAAGGCAGACAUCUUUUGGAGAAGUUUCUAGAGGAGAUCCAGUGGAAAAUAUAGAUACUAAGCAAGUAACCUGCCUGGAUGGCUUAAGUCAAGAUUUCAAUGAAGCAGUUCCAGAAACAGAGAGACUGGACUCCAAAGCUCUGAAGACUCGAGCUCAGCUGUCAGUAAAGAACAAGAGGCAGAGGCCUUCCAGAACCAGACUGUACGACAGCAUCAGUUCAACUGAUGGAGAGGACAGCCUUGAACGAAAGCCAUCACACAGUUACAGUAGUCCCAUGCACAUUUCAAAAUCACCACUGCCCUUAUGCAUGAGAGCAUCCUCACCAGCAUCAGAUUCUGGUGCUUCCUCCCUCUCCCCCGUGGCUAGCAGUGCAGCAAUCUCACUUGACAACCUAACUGAAAACCAAGAAGAAGAACAGCACCACAAAGGAGGUGUCCUUUCCCCAUAUGCUUGGGGAGACACUCCACUUUCAUCUCCUUCAAAAUCUGGGCACAGCUCUGAAGCAUCUCCUUUGCAUCACCCAGCUGGCAGGAAUAUUUUACAGGAUAAAGAUGGUGCCACAUGUGCUCAGGCAGCAAGAACAACUAGCCCUACUAUAGGGCAUACAGAAAGACUAAAGCGAAAACUUGCAGAUCUUGGGGCUCCCUUGAGAAGGAAUUCAAACAAGGGCAAGAAGCGGAAAGAGAAAGAAGCUAUUAGGGUGACCUAUGGCAGUAGGACUGUCAGAGAGAUGCUGCAGAAAUCAUCAAACACAAAAUCUUUAGCAGAGCGAUCCUCCUCUCUCCCACACUGUGUACCAGUCACAUGGUAUGGAGAGAGUGGCAAGGGAUCCAAUUCUUCUAGCAACCUGCCAUCACCUACCAGCUCAACUGAACCCUCCUCUGAAAAUUUAAGUCCAGCUAAAAAAGGGUCAAAGAAUUUCACGUUCAAUGAUGAUUUCAGUCCCAGCAGCACAAGUUCAGCUGAUUUGAGUGGUUUAGGAGCAGAACCUAAAACCCCAGGCUUCUCACACUCCUUAGCAUUGUCGUCAGAUGAGAGCCUGGAUAUGAUUGAUGAUGAGAUCCUUGAUGAUGGACAAUCACCUAAGCACAGUCAUUGUCAGAGUCGUGCUGUUCAUGAGUGGAGUGUGCAGCAGGUUUCCCACUGGUUAAUGAGCCUGAACCUUGAACAGUAUGUUGCCGAAUUCAGUGCCCAAAAUAUUAAUGGGGAGCAUCUCCUUCAGCUGGAUGGGAGUAAGCUCAAGGCUCUUGGUAUGACAUCUUCCCAGGACAGAGCAAUCAUUAAAAAAAAGCUAAAGGAAAUGAAAGCAUCCUUGGAGAAGGCUCGCAAAGCUCAAGAGAAAAUGGAAAAGCAAAGGGAAAAGCUUCGGAAGAAGGAACAAGAGCAACUGCAGAGGAGAUCGAAGAAAACAGACAAGUGCUCAUCAGAUGCAACAGAGGGCACUAAUGAGCAGUGAUAAGGAGAAGUGCGGCUGUGUUCAGAAAGUGGAGGCACGUCAAGGGAAGAGGAACUCAUAUCCACUGGUGCCCCUUCAGCUUUGUUGUAUUCAUCACCCAAGAUCGUGUACAGAGAAAUGGGGCUAUACAUAGAAUGACUAGGGAAAUUUAUAUUGUGUAGCUUUCUUUUCCCGCAUAUCCAGUUCACGCUUGUUGUUGUUGCCACGUGAAACAACCCCAGCCCUUCGGUUUGUUUUGUUCUUGCUGACAGCUAACAGAUUUCAUAUUUGUGUGGUGGUGUUUCCUUCCAAACUACUCUUCUCUAUUGAGCUGUGUGUGUUUGGUCACUUCAAUAACCAGCAUGAUGCCAAGGAGCAUGGUCCAUUGCUUCACCUCUUCUGAAUAGGAUGGCCAGUCAAUAUAAUUGGUGAACAUUUCUUCAGCUGGGUAAAAGGAGUUGUGCUCUGUCUGAUAAGACUUGACUUCACUUUCUAACUGGAAGUUCACCUUCUUUACAGUGUUUGGAUACUCAGUUCCAUCUGCUGGAGUAAAUUUCAUCCUGUGUCAGUAACUUUAAGCGACACUGCUCGGGAAACACAACUGUUCAGUGACUUCUUAUACACUGGAGAUAAGACAGGAGAGUCAAUAUUCCCCCUGGGUAAAAGACAGGAGGUGAAACUCUUUCUGUUAACUGUACAAUAGUUAAUCCAGGAAGGAGGCAAAGCCUUAAAUGGUUAUGUGGGUUUACACAGAAAUCUGAGGAUAACAUUUAUCCUUUAGAUAUCUGAGCAAGGAUAAAUUUCUAACUAGAGCACAGCGUAUAUAUCUGUAUAAAUUUCAUUGUGCUCCCCGUGUGUAGGCAACUUUCUUAUAGCACACUCCACUUUCUUUUUCAUGUGUUUUGAACAGGAAACUAGGUUUAUUUUGUUUUGAGGUUUUGGGGUUUUUUUCUAGGAAAAACACCACAUCUUCAGAUUCAUUCUCCAACAAGCAUUGGAAGAAUAAGCUUUGUGCUCUGCUAUUAUGAAGCUGUUGUUAGAAACAAUUAUCCGACUUGAGUCUGCUAAAGAUUUCUAUUUUUUACAGAACUGCACUUUAAAAAGAGGAAAACGAGUGAUUCUGGUUAAAAUUAAAUUCAGUACAUUGCUUUUAAGGUCAGUGCUACCAUGGAGAUGAUGGUUACUAAGUCCAAAGCUCCCACAUUUUAACUGCUUUGAUUGAUGUGUUUAAAGAAUAUCCCCACCAAUACCUGUAUUUUGGGGCAUUGGCUGUAGAAUGCUGGCUUAGCAGUGGUCAUAUUAUAUCUUUCAGAGAUUCCCGUGGUGCGUGAGGCCAUCGGUGAAGCCUGCUUUGUAGUUUUGACUAUGACAAACAGAAGCAGUGUAGGGUGUUACUGCCUCUUAAGAGCAGUAUUAAACUAUACAGUAUUUCUUCAAAAGAAUGGGGAGACAACAGGCAAAUCACAAUGAGAAGCUGGGGGUAUUAGCUUUACAGUUGAAGCUAACGAUGUAGCAGUUGAGAAGCGCCACUUCCCAUUCAUGCAUCCUGGAAGUGGCAGUCUUCAUCUGGUUUUGCCAACCCAUAUAUUGUUUUAGAUGGUGAUGCAAAGUUAGAAUCUUGAACUUAAAAACAUACCAGCCUGAAAUUGCAAAUACCGAGUUCUUUUGAAGAAAAUGUCUGUUUUAGUUUGGCUUGGCUUCUCUUCUGCUCUCUGCAGCAUUCAGAUUUGUUUCUGCAAAGUUCUCUGAAGCUCAGGUUUGAAACACUUGGGGUGCACUGCUUAUAGUUACAUUUCUUUUGAUUCUAAUCAUUUCUUUGACAUAUAAAAUGGUCUAUAAACUGAGAGAGUGUAGUUCAUUUAAAAUUAAUACACAGCAGAUCUACUUAGCAUUAGCUUUAUUUUUCCUUCCAAAUCCAAUUUCUACAGGUUUUUGAUGUAUAUUUUAUUCAGCUCUAAAACUGAAAUUGCCAUAAAAGAUACUUUCUGAUAUUUCUGAAGGCUUGCAGUAUUUUUCUUGAGAUAGACCACUGGCAGAAAAAUACACCUGCUAACAAAAAUUACACAUUGCAGUAAAUCUUUCUGUGCUCUUUAUAGGAGAAAAAUUAUACAAAUGUUUAACAGCCUCAUAAAACUAGCAUUCUUUGAGUAAGAGAAGUUAUCUGGAAGAAACUGGAAAUUUAAUCUCUUAAAUACAAUGUUGAUAAAUGCAUUUGAUGAUGAUUUUCUUUUUAAGUUAUGUUUACACUGUAGUAAUGUUUAAGUGGUUGUAUAUAGUAAUCUCAGGUGGUGUCCCCAUUUUAUGUUCUUUGUUUUCUUAGAAACCUGAGCAGACUGCUUGACUGAGUUUUCAUUUUUGCUGCUUAGAACAGUGCCUAGUUAAUCUCUUUGUAAAUUGUGUUCUUAUUCUGCAGAAUAACUAAUUCGACUUAAGUCCUUUAAGUAUUCAGGGGAUUUUUACUGCUUUGUGAUAAUGUAAUUUUGUUAUUCUCAGACUACAAGAAACAAAAACAAAAACCCAACUUAAAAAAAUAGUAGCUUAAAUUUCAAAUAAAACUAUUAAAAUGCAUUUUGAUCAACAUGUGAAAACUAAGCAAACAGAACAAUGUCAAGAAUUUUGCUCUUCUUUCUGUGAUAAAAGAGAUUUAUGUGGUUCCUUUUAUUAAAUAUGGCAACUCGAUCUUGGGAUGCGUAGAAAUGUCACUGGAUAACAGACAUAAAGCAUAGUUUGAAACUU